AUGGCCCUGCUGAUCCUGGAGUCCUCUUACCCUGAGAGCGCUCCCUCCAGUUCUAAAGAUGACCUGCUCCUCUGUCCUUCUUCAGUAGAUCCUUUUCCUUCUUCAAGCCACAUGUUGGGUGCCAAACGUAACUGUGUGGUCACGACACGACACGGGUAUGUGGGAUCACGGAUCCGUGGAAUGAAGAUUCAGAGGCAUCUUAAGAAUGAAUCGAGAGUUCCUCAAUCUGCGCUCCUGCCUCAGUCCAAGAAACCCAAAUCGGCUCCUGCCUGGAAGCUGGAGGACAAGUCGGCCUCUCCCGGCCUGUGGAAGGGAGAAAAAGAACAGCAAGAAGCAAUUGAACACAUUGACGAAGCAAAUGAAAUAGACAGACUUUGUGAACAAGUCAGUGAGGAAAUUUUGAAAGUAGAACAAAAAUAUAACAAACUCUGCCAACCAUUUUUUCAGAAGAGGUCAGAAUUGAUCGCCCAAAUCCCAAAUUUUUGGGUAACCACAUUUGUUAACCAUCCACAAGUGUCUGCACUGCUUGGGGAGGAAGAUGAAGAGGCUCUGCAUUACUUGGCCAGAGUUGAAGUGAUAGAAUUUGAAGACAUUAAAUCCGGUUACAGAAUAGAUUCUUAUUUCGAUGGAAAUCCUUACUUUGAAAAUAAAGUUCUCUCCAAAGAAUUUCAUCUGAAUGAGAGUGGCGACCCAUCUUCAAAGUCCACUGAAAUCAAAUGGAAAUCUGGAAAGGAUUUGACAAAACCCUCAAGUCAAACAAAGAAUAAAGCCAGCAGGAAGAGGCAGCAUGAAGAGCCAGAGAGCUUCUUCACCUGGUUCACUGACCAUUCUGAUGCAGGUACAGAUGAGUUAGGAGAGGUCAUCAAAGACGAUAUUUGGUCAAACCCCUUGCAGUCCUAUUUGGUUCCUGAUAUAGAUGACGAAGAAGGAGAGGCAGAGGAUGAUGAAGAAGAAGAAGAAGAAGAAGAAGAAGAAGAAGAAGAAGAAGAAGAAGAAGAAGAAGAAGAAGAAGAAGAAGAAGAAGAAGAAGAAGAAGAAGGCUUGGAAGAUAUUGAUGAGGAAGGGGAUGAAGAUGAAGGUGAAGAAGAUGAAGAUAAUGAAGGGGAGGAAGGAGAGGAAGAUGAAGGUGAGGAUGACUAGCACAGAAGACUGAUGGAUUCCAACCCUCUUUUUUAUUUUCUUUUUAUAUUUUA
Peromyscus californicus insignis is the source of this 1193-nucleotide messenger RNA. RefSeq names its product protein SET-like. Gene Ontology annotation, molecular function: histone binding; chromatin binding. Gene Ontology annotation, cellular component: nucleus; chromatin. NCBI's taxonomy places the organism in Eukaryota, Metazoa, Chordata, Mammalia, Rodentia, Cricetidae. Gene Ontology annotation, biological process: nucleosome assembly. The record is from RefSeq and is a predicted model, not a curated record.